Epithele typhae is the source of this 519-nucleotide messenger RNA. Its product is annotated as DUF1000-domain-containing protein. The transcript has 5 exons. The record is from RefSeq and is a predicted model, not a curated record. The coding region runs from base 1 to 519 and encodes 172 amino acids. NCBI's taxonomy places the organism in Eukaryota, Fungi, Basidiomycota, Agaricomycetes, Polyporales, Epitheliaceae.
AUGGCCGACGCAGAAGCCUCGCUUCUCGAGUACCUCGAGUCCCCGCAGCUCAACUGCCUCAACGAGGCGCCACAGCACACCCUCAAGGGCAUCCUCGCGGACAAGAAGAAGAACACGGGCAGCGCGUACCUGCAGAGCGACGCCGACGAGCAGCUCCUGCUCAACAUCCCCUUCAACCAGACGGUCAAGAUCCGCGCGAUCGCGCUGCAGACGGCGGAGGUCGCCCGCGGCCCGAGGACGGUGCGGCUGCUGAUCAACCGGCCGUCGCUGAGCUUCGAGGACGGCGAGGAGGCGAGCGCGGUCGUGCAGGAGCUCGAGCUCUCGGAGGCGGACGUCCGGGAGGGCAGGAAGGUCCCGCUCCGGUUCGUGCGCUUCCAGUCGGUGACGAGUCUGCAUGCGUUUGUGGUGUCGAACCAGGGAGGCGAGGACGAGACGCGUGUUGACGCGAUCGACGUCUUUGGGAUGCCCGUCAUGGGAACGAGAGACGUGAGCGGGCUGAAGAAGGUCGAAGAUGAAUGA